UGCCGACCAGCUGCCAUGAACAGUAUAUCACACUUCACUCGCAUUUAAAUUCGCCAUCGCCCACUUUCUCCAUGUAACUCAUCCACCGGCGAAAUGCCUCCAACGCAGCUGGCCCACCCCUCGCCAAAGCGCAAGCGAGACCAGCCCCCGCAGAUACCGCUGCUCAACACGACGCUCGCUCUACGCCCUGCAUCAGCACCACCACGAGGCUGGAGUUCGUCGCGCUCGUCUGGCGCCGAUAGCCCGAGAAAUGCAGUCGCAGACCAGCUGCGAGGUAUGAACCUCGUGGCGACCUCGGCCAUUCCAAUGUCCCCGCUUACGCCCGUGGACGAUGUGGCACACAAGAAGCUGAAGCUGGACGUGACUUCGUUGGGCACAGACUUUGCAAAGACGAGCCUGGAGUCUCGACAGGCUGGCGAGACUUCAGACGCUGUUGCUGUCACGCCACGGUCGGGAGUUCUCAGAGAGAUACCAGAGACCCCUCAGACGCCGCAACCCCGCAUGUUGCCAGAUAUCGCCUCCUUUGCACAACCUUCGGUAUUCGUGUCGUUUUCGGGUCACACGUCACCGCAACAAAACCCUACAUCGACCGCAACAGACCAAAUAUCGGGCGCAAGAAAUCGCUCUCUGCAGCUUGGCCCACUGAAGAAGCCACCGUCGCCCUCACUGUCAGCCCUCACGUGGCAGGUCACUGAGAUCACGGGUCAUCUCGCCGACCCCUCAACCGACCCAGAUGAUGAUGGUACCGGUCUGAACGGCAUUGGCUUCAAGCCGACACCAGCAAUGGCGUACGCUAGGUCGCAAAAGAGAAGACAGCAGCUAUCUGAAUGGAAAGCAAGAGAAGCCCGCGAGGCCAGAGCAAAGCGUAGCGAGAGAAGACGGCGAGGUGUUGGUGGUAAGGCAUCCAGAGAUUCAACAGUAGAACGAGAAAUGCCCCUGCCAGAAGUGGACUUCUCUCAGAGAAGCGUCAAGUUUGCUGUAUGACGGCCGACAUGGUACUCGUCUCUUCGGGAGUAAACCCUCCUGGAAAUACUUGAGUUGCUUGAAACAGCUUCCAUCUAAGAUUCUCGAGUCCAUCAAACCUCUUUACAGGAUGUCGGACUCGUCGCGUAGCCAGAUGCUGGCAUGGACGAAGGUAAUUGUAAUACUUGGAUAUAUGGCGAAAUUGGCGUGUUGGUCUACUCUCUCUAUCUCUGUGUACGA
Molecule: messenger RNA, 1203 nt
Organism: Dothidotthia symphoricarpi CBS 119687
Lineage: Eukaryota; Fungi; Ascomycota; Dothideomycetes; Pleosporales; Dothidotthiaceae
Exons: 1
Coding region: 94-984 (296 amino acids)
Source: RefSeq, a predicted model, not a curated record